GUAGAGUAGUGGUCGCAUAAGGCACAGGCUGGCUGCAGAGAGGAUGAAACCCUGUGGGAAUUCUUAACCCUACUGGGGCAGAGUGCAGCUGGUCUGCUGGAGAGGCCAUGCUGAGCAGAACAGGAUGGCAUUGCCACACAACUCUUCCUUAUCUACUGCCAAGAGGAUGCAUGCCAUUCAAGUGGACUCUGUGCAGCGUUGGAUGGAGGAUCUGCGACACAUGACAGAGGUGGAGUGCAUGUGUGUUCUGCAGUCGAAGCCCAUUGGUGUGGAUGAGGACUGCCCGGGUGAACUCAUUGUAUCCGGGUUGGGUGCCACUGGUGACCAUGUGACUCGGGACAAUCUGCAAACACUCCUGAAGAGGGCACUGGUGGUCAGCACUGAACUGGGGAAAAUGUUCCACCGGCUGGAGAAGGGUCGCUGGCUGCGAGUGCAUGGCACAGCUGUCAGGGCCAACUGCCACGUCCGCUCACUAGUGCACGAGUAUAGCUGUGCCAGGGGCACACCUGCACACAUGCAGAAGUAUGAGACAGCCCUGCUGGAGAAGUGCAUGGAACUCACUGUUAUUACUGAGAGGUGCCUUCACGCUGAUGAUGAGUAUUUCCUGAAGUCCAUGAAGGAGGCCAUUCAUGAGAUCCUCACAGAUGUCAGUGAUUCCUUCAGCCAAAUGAUUGACAUGGCGCUAGCCAAUGAAAUACAAAUCCUGAUCAGGCAGCUUGAGGAAUCAGACAACCUGUUCACUAUUGAGAAUGCCAUCAGUAACUUGCUUUCCCUCACUCAGGAUGGUCCACAGCUCUGCAGUAUCAUUGCCAAGGAAGGUGGUGUGGUGGCCUUGUUAAAGAUCUGUAGGCAGGACUGUUUCAGCUGUCUCUAUGCCCAGGCCCUGAGGACCGUGGCCUCUAUCUGCUGUGUAGAGGAAGGCAUCAACCAGCUGGAAAAGGUGGAUGGUAUCCUGUGUCUUGCUGAUAUCCUGACUGAUGAGGCUUGUGCAGAAGCAGCCCGAGCAGAGGCAGCUGCAGUUGUGGCUCAGAUCACUUCUCCACAAGACACUUCUACACAACACACUGCUACACAGAACCUAGCCAGCUUCCUAGAGAGCAUGCAGGACAUCGUCACAUCUCUUAUUAAGCUCUGUGAGAGUGCAUCAUGUGGCGAGGUGUUUCUCUUAGCUUCAGCAGCUCUGGCCAACAUCACCUUCUUUGAUAGCAUGGCAUGUGAAAUCCUUCUACAGCUCAAUGCUGUUCACAUUCUCCUCCAGGCCUGCAGGGACCGCCAGCGAGUAGACACACCCUACUCUAAAGACCAGGUUGUAACGAUUUUGGCAAAUCUGUCUGUUUUGGAGCAGUCAGCCUCAGAUGUUUUACAUGAGAAUGGAAUAGAACGACUGCUCCUGCUGCUUGGUGAGAAACCUUCAUCCUCCAAUCCAUCAGAGGGUGCUGCAUGCGAGCGGGUUCAGCAAAAGGCAGCCGUCACACUGGCACGUCUUAGUAAGGACCCUGAUGUGGCCCAGGCAGCCAUAGACCUUCAAGCUGUACCUCGCCUCAUUGAGCUCUGUCGCUCUCCAGCGGAGAGAAACAGCAGUGACUCAGUGCUGGUAGCCUGCCUGGCUGCCCUGAGGAGACUAGCAACUGGAUGUCCAGAGAGCAUUUCCCCUUCGGAUCACCAGCAACUGAUCAAACCAAGACUUGUCGAUUCGUUUCUGCUCUGUUCCAAUAUGGAGGAAAGCUUUGUCUGAGUGAACCUCAAAGUCCUUGCCAGACGAACUCAUCAAUGUAAAUGCCACUAGAUUGGAAUAAUAUUGUAAUUUUCAUAAUACAUACUAAACUUGUCAUACACAAAACAUUUGUACUUUUAAAUACUUGGGUACUGUUUUCUGAGUGUAUAUUACCAGAUGAAACAACCUGGUUUUACCUGUACAAAAUAAAUAUUUAUGUAUUAAAAAUUAAAAAUGGAAAAAUAUUGGAUUUUAUGCAUUUAUGAUUAAUUUAUUUCUAAUCACAAAUACCAAUUGCAGUAAUAAAUUCAUCUAAUAAAGG
Electrophorus electricus (electric eel) is the source of this 2036-nucleotide messenger RNA. RefSeq names its product INSC spindle orientation adaptor protein (gene insc). Gene Ontology annotation, biological process: asymmetric cell division; establishment of mitotic spindle orientation; regulation of asymmetric cell division. The record is from RefSeq and is a predicted model, not a curated record. NCBI's taxonomy places the organism in Eukaryota, Metazoa, Chordata, Actinopteri, Gymnotiformes, Gymnotidae. Gene Ontology annotation, cellular component: apical cortex. Gene Ontology annotation, molecular function: protein binding; cytoskeletal adaptor activity.